UUCCGGCCUGCGGCAGGAAAAGCAACACGUAUCAGUAUAAAGAUCGGGUUGAAAAGUAUUAUACCAAACAUGCAGCUCUAAUCGAGUACAAUGUUGACCACCGAAUUUGUGCAGCUAGCGCUGCUGUGCGGUUCCGGUUCUGUAUUUUUCCUCUUCGUUGUGCUAGGAAUCGUGCUGAAGAUAACGACCACACCGUUUCCCAAGAUUGUGCGUCAUAAAGAUGAAAUGUUCUACAGUGACCCGGUGACGGGCGAGCAAGGGUCGUUCCCCUCACUGAACGACGAACCGACGCUCCUGCUGAGCGUCAUCGUACCGGCAUUUGACGAGGAGAAAAGAUUACCCGUUAUGCUGGAUGAGUGUCUCGAGUAUCUGGAAACGCGAUCCAAAGUGGAGAAAGACUUUACCUACGAAGUGAUCGUAGUGAGCGAUGGAAGCCGCGAUCGAACGGUAAAGGUGGCGCUUGACUACGCCCGGAAAGUUGGCACUGACAAGCUGCGUGUGUUGGCUUUGAUCGAGAACCGUGGCAAGGGCGGCGCGGUUCGGUUAGGGAUGUUAAGCAGCCGCGGAAAGUUUCUGCUGUUUGCAGAUGCGGACGGUGCCACAAAGUUUCAGGAUUACGCGAAACUGCAGCAAGCGAUUACCACAGUGAGUGCCGGCGAUUGGCACCGGGAUGCAUUGGCGAUCGGAUCGCGGGCCCACCUCGAGCAGGAAGCAACGGCAAAACGAACCUUUUUCCGGACGUUCCUGAUGCACGGCUUCCAUCUGCUGGUGUGGACGUUUGCUGUGAAACGAGUGCGCGAUACGCAGUGUGGAUUUAAGCUGCUGACCCGAGCGGCUGCCAGGAAAUUGUUUUCCGUGAUGCACGUCGAACGGUGGGCAUUCGAUGUGGAGCUACUGUUCAUCGCACAAUCCUACCGAAUGCCGAUCGAAGAGGUUGCCGUCAACUGGACCGAAAUCGAGGGCUCGAAGCUGACACCGUUCUGGUCGUGGCUGCAGAUGGGCCGCGAUUUGAUACUGAUCUGGUUCCGGUACGCCAUUGGCGCCUGGCAGCUGGAAAAGAGCCAUUCCAACUGAUCCGCUAACCCGGUUCCCGUAGCGUUUAAGGAGCUUUACGUUUCGGCCACAAACUAAAGGUAGACCUAUCUCAUAUAGAUUUGUUAGAAGGCAAAUAAAUCGUAAGCGAC
Anopheles cruzii is the source of this 1184-nucleotide messenger RNA. It is a transcript of the gene wol, whose product is annotated as dolichyl-phosphate beta-glucosyltransferase. NCBI's taxonomy places the organism in Eukaryota, Metazoa, Arthropoda, Insecta, Diptera, Culicidae. The record is from RefSeq and is a predicted model, not a curated record. The transcript is spliced from 3 exons. The coding region runs from base 91 to 1074 and encodes 327 amino acids. Gene Ontology annotation, cellular component: endoplasmic reticulum membrane.